Messenger RNA from Aspergillus heteromorphus CBS 117.55, 1890 nucleotides. RefSeq names its product fungal specific transcription factor domain-containing protein. The coding region runs from base 1 to 1890 and encodes 629 amino acids. The record is from RefSeq and is a predicted model, not a curated record. Gene Ontology annotation, cellular component: nucleus. Gene Ontology annotation, molecular function: DNA-binding transcription factor activity, RNA polymerase II-specific; transcription cis-regulatory region binding. Gene Ontology annotation, biological process: regulation of DNA-templated transcription. Lineage: Eukaryota; Fungi; Ascomycota; Eurotiomycetes; Eurotiales; Aspergillaceae. The transcript is spliced from 6 exons.
AUGCGCUGCGAUGCCCGCACCACCGUGCCGUGUGCUCGCUGCCGCAACGCCGGCCGCGACUGCGUCCUCGACCCCAUCCACAACCCCAAUCACCCCAUUCACCCCAACAACCCCAACAACCCCAACUCCCGUCAGACCUCCAGGACCCCCUGGCCCGAACAUCAUGCCUUCGCCAGCCCCUCGCCCCGAGAACCUGCAGUGCCCGAGGUCCCCCUCGACUCGCUGCCCGAAUCCACCGUCGCCGAGCUGGGCUCUCCUCCGACUGCCGCCGAGAGACACGGCCAGGAGCCCCAGCAGCUGAGUCCCAAUGAGAUGAUUGCCCCGGGCUCCGUCAUGCACAGCAUGUCCGUCAACCUCCUCGGCUCCAGCAGCAUCUUUAUGGAUACAACCAGCAAAGCCGAUCCGAAGAGCGAUAUCGUCGUGCGCGGCAUUAUCAGUGAAGAACGGGCCCGCGUGAUGUAUGACCGCUUCAUGGGUGGAAGCAAGAACUUCCUGGCCCUCUUCGACCCCAUCCGGGACACCUUCGACUCCAUCCGCUCGCGUUCGCUAUUCUGCUUCUCCGUCAUCAUCUACCUGGCCAGUCGCGCCGUCCUGGACCUGCGCAGCGACACCCAUCUUCAGCGCGUGCUGCAGGACGAGGCCCAGCGCCUGGCUGAGGACAGCUUCUUCGAGCGCCCCACCAAGGUGGAAACCGUCCAAGGCAUGAUCCUGCUGGCCGCCUACUCGGAGAAGACCUGGUUCUCCACCGCGCUCAUCCUGCGCACCGCGCUGGACUCCGGCCUGGAGAAGUCGCUGGACGCCUUGCUCGCCCAGGAGAAUGUGCCCCGCAGCUCGCUCUCCGCCUCCAUGGCCGACCGGAAGCUGGUGUGGCAGACCCGGACCUGGCUGAUCAGCUUCACCCUCGAGCUGGACGUCGCCUCGGGCACGGGUCGCAAGUCCCGCAUCGACGCCGUGGACACGGUGAAGCUGCGCAAGUUCCUGGAAUACCCGCUGUCGCUGCCGUCGGAUAUGCGCACCAUCUCCAUCAUUGAGAUCCACCAACUGCGCAGCCAAUUUCGUAUCAUCAUCGAGAACGCCACGACGGUCCGCGAGAUCGUCGCCGUCGAGCUUCCGGCCGUCAUGACGAGGCUACAGACCUGGUGGAAUACGUGGGAUGAGUUACACGGCAGUGACCUCAAGAUGAUGAUCAACUACGCCCGAAUCUUUGUCCUGUGUGCGUCCCUGGGUCGGAUCCAGAAGCUCCAGUCGAGCGCCGCCGGGUCGGGGCCGGAGAUCGAGGACAAGGAUAUCUUUCAGCUGUGGCAGUCCCUGGCCACGGCCAUCAUGGACCACCUGGCGUGCUUGAUCCGGGAAGGCGCCUACCGAUGCCAGCUCUCGUGGGCCCCGACCUAUCCGGCUCUGACGAUCGCCUUUGUGACCACCUUCGCGCUCCGCAUUGCCCGCUGGCGCCCCGACCUGAUCGACCAGGACUUGCUCCUCGAACGGGCCCAUGUGAUCUGCGAUUUUCUCAAGCAGCCGCCUUAUCCGGACAUCCAUCGCACCGUGUCCAUCUUCGUCAACUACGGGCGGGCCCUGGUCGCCAGCCAACGGGGGCAUGGCGACCUGUGCGCGGAGGGGCCCAAGGAGUUCGAGCCGGCCCACGCACCGCUGGCCAUGGACCGGGAUGCGGACGGGCUGCUGGGCGAGCUGUCCUCUGCCGCAGGGCCGCCGCCUGAGCCGGCCAGCGACCGAGCAGGUGCCAUCACCACCCUCCCGGCCAGACUGCCCGGGCCCAUGGAGGCGCCCAAUUGGUCGCUGUGCAAUCCGAUUGCCGACUCGUUCGGGCUUUUCGAGGAGGAGCAGAACGACAUCUUUGAUUUCCUGCCCGUGAUGCCCUCCAUGCCGCAAUAG